Molecule: messenger RNA, 1428 nt
Organism: Entrophospora candida
Lineage: Eukaryota; Fungi; Glomeromycota; Glomeromycetes; Entrophosporales; Entrophosporaceae
Source: the annotation of a GenBank genome assembly
AUGACAAAAAUCACAGCAAAUGAUUUUCCUGAAUUCGAUAAGAAAUUAAAUGAACUACUUGAAAGAAAGCCACCUGGGACUAGUGCUUCAAAAAUAAAAGAUCUAACUAAAGUAGCUUUGAGUAGCCCAAAGCAAUACAAAAAUAUAGUUUACAGUAUACAAAAGUUUAUUCAAAGAUGCCCAUCUGAUUAUAAAUUGGGAGCAUUAUAUGUGUUAGAUUCAAUAUCACAAACUGCUCAAAAACAAAAAGGAUCAGCAAUGACAAAAAAAAAUGAGUCAUCAUCAAUUGCAUCCAAAGCUUCAUCAUCUUCUUUGUGGACAGGAAUAGAAUAUAUCGAUAGAUUUGAGAAACUGUUAGAAGAAAUAUUUACACAUAUAAUGCAAUGUCCGGAGCAUGAUAAGGAUAAAGUGAAACGUGUUCUUGACCUUUGGUAUGACAAAGAAACUUAUAACAAGGAGAUUAUUCAAAGAAUAAAAGACAUCUAUUUUAAUCAAAUCACUCCACUCACUCAAUUGGUUAACAGUGUUAAUGAGACAAAAUCAGUAAAUGUUUCUUCUUCUAAUAAUGAUUCUAAUAACAUGGAUUCUUCAACAUUAUUGGCCACUUUGAAUAAUCUUACACAAGGAGCUUUAAACAUCCCAUCAUUCCUAUCAUCUAAUCCAAUACCUAAUGCAACAAUUCCUUUCAACAAUCUUCCUGUCAACUCUAACCAACCUCCUCAUCCACAUGCAAUUCCACCUCAUCAAACUCAACAACAACCACCACUCACUUCAUAUGUGACAAAUUUUGCACCAAAAUUGAAUAACCCUUUAGAUUUCGAUUAUGGUGAUAUGGAUGAAAGUGAUGGCACACCACCAAGAUCAUCAAAUCAACAGCACAAAAAAGAACAUACCAUGAAACAAUCUCCAACAGAUCCUACCUGGAAUAGUAAUGGUACUCAACAAAAUCUUACGCAACCUGUCCCAUGGAAUCCAAAUACUCCAUUGCCACCCCAUCAAUUUGCAGUGGCACAACAACCAAAUGGUCCUUUUGUACCUGCUCCAACAACAUCACCACAACCAUUACCACUAGGUUAUUCUGCUCCAUCAACAAUACCUGGUCAUCCAUUACCAUCUUCAGCCACUCAUCAAUUGUUGCCUAAAGUAUCAACAUCAUCAUCCGCUGUUAAUAAUGUUGCUACUACCAAUACUACUGGUGCUGGUGGCAUUAAUCUGUCUCAACAACAGCCUGGUCAAAUAUCUGCUCCGAUUAAUCCAGUUACAACAAUUGCUCCAGAUCCAAGUGUUGGAAUGGAAUAUAUCAAAGUUUUAAGUCGAACACUUUAUAUUGGUAGUGUUUCAGAAGAUAUGCCUAAAAAUGCUAUGCAAGAAAUGUUUACCAAAUUUGGACCUGUCUCAGUUGUUACGGUAUUAUUAAAUAAAACUUAG